Messenger RNA from Cricetulus griseus (Chinese hamster), 980 nucleotides. NCBI's taxonomy places the organism in Eukaryota, Metazoa, Chordata, Mammalia, Rodentia, Cricetidae. The record is from RefSeq and is a predicted model, not a curated record.
AUGUUGAACCGAAUAGACCUUUUCAUAAAACUGGGAGGUAGUGAAUGGAAACUUUUCCCAUUUUUCGAAUUCUUUGACACAUUCCAGAGGAAUCCAAAGACAAAAUUAUCCAAGACAAAAUUAUCCAAAGACAAAAUUAUCUCAAGUGAAGAUGAACUAGGAAUGUUACUGAAGGUUUCCCAGGCUUUAUUUUUAAAUGACUGCUGUAAACAAUCAGAUCUCUUGACUGUGCUUCCAGAACCUGUUGUCAAAUAUCAACACCUACAGGGAGUUCAGCAAUAAAGACACCACCAAAGUAAAGUCAUUAAACCAGAAGACAUGCUUUUUAAGACCUUGGGUUUCAGUGUUGCCUGAGCAACCCUUGAUUUCCAUAGAAAGAAGUGUUGUGUCACUAAAGGACUAGUACCAAAAGGGGCAGUUGUGUCUGUGUAUUCUGGUACAGUAUAUCAGAAGUAUGAGCCAAUCUUUUUCAUUAGAAAUCCAUUUAUUUUCAGAUGCUUGGAUAGGAUAUGCAUUGAUGAAAAUGACAAAAGAGACCAACUUAGCCCUUUAAGAAUGAGUGACGGUACAGGGUUAACAUCAGAAGUUAAUAAUCCACUGGCUAUAGGACAGUAUGUCAACAGUCGCUCAGACAACAGAGCCACUAAUGUGUGUUAUUAGGAAUUUGAUGUGCCUGCAGUUUUCCCUGUAGAAAUGAAGCAUCUCCCAAACAUUGCCUACAGCUAUGACAAAAGACACCCACUUGAAUGUGUUGUUCCUGUUGCCCUUACAGACAUCAAGCAAGGACAGGAGCUUUUUUCAAACUAUGACAUGGUUAUCAGCUAAUGUGAUGAAUUAAAAACUUAAGGUUUACUAAGCAGCUAUUGUGUUCAUUCUAAAUUCGUGGUUGUUGUUUGUUUGUUAGUCACUUUUGUAGUUCCACCUGCAGGGCAAAAGUUCUUAGACUUAACUGGACUUUUUGUAUUUGUUGAUGUUAUAGU